UGUGCUUAUAGUCGCAUGCUUGGAACAGAGAACAGCAGAGUUGUAUUUGUCUCCAUUCUACUACUUAGAAGGAAAGCUUUCAGUUCUCUAUAAUAAAAGGUUUACAUCAUAAUUUUUAAAAGCAUAAUUCACCAUUUUAACUAGUAAUCAAAGAAAAUUAAAAAAGGAGAAAGUCAGCAGGUUCGAUUGGGAGUCUGCACCACAUCGACGUGAACAAUAAAAGAAGGAAAAUUAAUGGAGGAGACACAACUUGGUGUUCUUAAACGGUAGCUGCCAGGACAUUCUGCUAAACAUCGCCUUAAUGCGCCACUGAAGAAACAAAGCUGUACAGGUUUGCAAUGACAUGAGGCAGUGAAUAAGGCACCAUGCCGGGACUGAGGGACCAGACGGCACAAUCUGUUCUCUAUCUAUCCCUGCUGGUUUACUUCUGGACUGUAAACGGAUUGACAGAACACUGCAAAUCAGAGAUCAGCCACACAGCUCCAGAGCAACAUGUGGAGGACGGAAAGGCAACAUCUGGAGCAGAUGUUCCACAAGUGAAGAUAAUUCCACCCAAUGCAAGGAUUGAAGUUGGACAGUACAAACGAUUGCUGUGCAAAGUUGUUGGGAAAGCAGAUGAGAUUCACUGGUUUUCUCCUAAUGGUGAGAAGAUUCUAACAAAACAUGACAAUCUCAAGGUGCGCAAUCAUGGCAAUUCCUUGUCCUCUCUCAUUGUUCUCAAUGCCAAUUUGAACAAUGCUGGGAUAUACAAAUGUGUGGCCAGAAACGGAGACACAGAAUCACAAGCCACGUUCAAGCUGGACAUCAUUUUAAAGAGAAUGCGUAGAGAAACUGAGAGGGAGGGAAGAGGAAAACGACAGAAAGAGCCCAAGCCCACCAAGAAGCCCAAAGUUCCUAAACCCACCAAGAAACCCAAGGGCGAGAAGAAAGCCAAAGGAGAGAAGGGUGGGAAGAAGAAAGGCAAGAAGAACAGGGAGGAGACCACCACCACCACUACCACUACUGUGGCACCCACCACCACUGUGGCACCCACAACCACUGUGCCCAUUGAGUAUGAUGAGGAGUUUUAUGACCCUGAACCUGACCAGUACUGGGAUGAAGAAUUUCCUGCAGAGACAACAACAGCGGCAAAACCUACAAACCCUCCGACAGAGAAGACCACAGAUUUCCCAACAGAUUUUCCUCCUGACACGGAUGAGUAUUCCCAACCUUAUCCUGACUCAUACGAUGACUAUUGGAAGGUGGAUGAGCCCACACCUACAACCUCUGUGAUUGCUGGCCGUCCAGCUGAUGAUGAUGAUUAUUGGGAUGCCAGAUACGAGGUGGCAGAAAACCUGCCUUUCCCUGAUGGCAAAGAGAUCAGCUCUACCGACAAUGACUGGCGUUUCACUACCACAGAGGAGCCCACCGUCCCUCCAUUUGAAAACAACUGGUAUGAAGAAUAUGAAUAUGGACAUGAAAAGAAACUGGAAGAGGAGAGGGAAAGGGAGAGAAAAGAACAACUGGAAAGAGAAAGAGAAGAGAAGAGGCAUGAAGAAGAGGAGGAAAGAGAACGCAGGAUUCAGAAACCUCCACCACGCGUGUACAGAGAGCCUAAAAUUUGUCCUCCUCUGGGUAUGGAGUCUCAUCGCAUAGACAAUGACCAGCUGCUGACUUCCUCUGUUUAUCAACAUCGCUAUGGCUCACACAGAGCUCGUCUUAAUAUUCAGGCGUCUGGUGAUGAAGAUGAUAUGAAUGGUGGGGCAUGGUGUGCUAACCCUGAAGAGAAGAUCCACUGGAUUGAACUGGACGCACGUACACUAACAGAGUUCACUGGCGUUAUCACCCAAGGUCGAGAUGACCCCUUAGAGAGCGACUAUGUGUCUACCUAUUAUGUAGCGUUUAGUAACGACAGCAGAGAAUGGACUGUCCUUGAUGAUGGAUAUGCUGAAUGGUUAUUCUUUGGCAACUCAGAUAAAAACACCCCAGUGUUGUCUCAGUUUAUGGAGCCGAUAGUGGCACGUUACAUCCGUAUCUUACCACAGAGCUGGAAUGGUACUAUGUGUAUGAGAAUGGAGGUUUUGGGCUGUCCAGUACCAGAUCCUCUCAGCCAGUACCAAAGUCAGAAUGAAGUGACACAUCGAGAUGACCUGGACUACACCCAUCACAACUACCUAGACAUGGAGAAGCUCAUGAAAUCCAUUUCUGAGGAGUGUCCCAACAUCACUAGGUUCUACAGUUUGGGCAAGAGCUUUAAAGGUCUGGAAAUUUAUGCCAUGGAAAUUACUGAUAACCCUGGGAUGCACGAAACAGGAGAGCCAGAGUUCAGAUAUACAGCAGGUUAUCAUGGUAAUGAGGCUUUGGGAAGAGAGCUUCUUCUAAUGCUCAUGCAGUACCUGUGUAGAGAGUAUAAAGAUGGCAACCCUCGAGUGCGCCACCUUGUGGAUGAGACCCGAAUUCAUCUGGUGCCAUCAGUCAAUCCUGAUGGCCAUGUGAGAGCUUUUGAGAAGGGCUCAGAGUUGGGCAGCUGGACAUUAGGGCACUGGACUGAAGAUGGCCAUGACAUCUUCCAGAACUUUCCAGACAUAAAUAACCUUCUUUGGGAUGCAGAGGAUAAGGGCAUGGUGCCCAAAUUAACACCAAAUCACCAUGUACCCAUCCCUGAGGGUAUUCUUUCAAGCAAUGGCUCAGCUGCACUGGAGACUCUUGCCCUUAUCUCCUGGAUGGAGAGUCAUCCAUUUGUGCUUGGUGCCAACCUGCAGGGUGGCGAGAGACUGGUGACAUACCCCUUCGACAUGCGCCGCCUCACCAAAGAGUCUGAGGAGAUGGAGAAAAAACUCAACUCCAGAGCAAAUAGACGGAAGCGACAGUACGAGGAAGAGGAAGAAGAACCCAACCCUUACCUUCACAUUGGAUACCAUCAGGAGACCUACAGUGGCCCCCAAGAAAACCAUGCAUAUCAUCAAGAGAACUAUGGAUACCAUCAGGAAAGUUAUGGUUACCACCAUCAGAACCAAGGGUACCAUGAGGAGAACCAAGGAUAUCACGAUGAGACCCAAGGGUACCAUGAUGAGAACCAAAGGUACCAUCAUGAGGGUCACUCUGAAGGGUACCAUGAAGGGUAUCAAGAAGGAUACCCAGAGGGAUAUGGAGAGAGUGAACCAGAGGAAGAGAUCAGAGUGGUUGAGGACCAGUCUUUGUUCCGCUGGUUGGCCAUAUCUUAUGCCUCUACUCACCGCACCAUGACUCAGACCUAUCAGGGUGGAUGCCAUAGUGAUGAUCCAACAGGUGGGCUGGGAAUUGUCAACCGUGCCAAGUGGAAGCCCAUCCCAGGAAGUAUGAAUGACUUCAGCUACCUUCACACUAACUGUUUUGAACUGUCAAUUUUCUUGGGCUGUGAUAAGUUCCCCCAUCAGAGUGAACUUUUAAGAGAGUGGGAGCAUAACCGAGAGGCACUGCUGACCUUCAUGGCUCAGGUGCAUCGGGGCAUUAAGGGAGUUGUGAGGGAUAAAGAGGGAAACCCUAUUCCCAAUGCCACUGUGUCUGUGGAGGGAGUCAACCAUGAUGUAAGGACAGGUGAAUCUGGAGAUUAUUGGCGACUUCUAAACCCUGGUGAAUACCGUGUAACUGCCCGAGCAGACGGCUACUCUUCCUUCACCCGUCUAUGUGUGGUGGGGUUUGACCCAGGUGCUACCUUGUGCAACUUUGACCUCAACAAGUCUAACUGGGACCGCAUCAAACAGAUCAUGGCUCUCCAUGGCAAUAGGCCCAUCCGGUUGCUAAGCAGCGGCAACAGGGGCGGUGGGCGGCACAUUUCACACAGCACUAACCAAAUCCCACAUUCUAAAUUCAGUAACCAAAUUCCUGAUGGUAACGGUGGGGACAUGAAAAGGGCCCGUCUCCGUCAAUUAAGGCUAAUGAGAAUCCGCCACCUACGGCAGCAGAGGCUUCUGGCCAGCAAAACGACACCCCCUACCACAAUCAUGACUACCACAACUUCACUUCCAACUACCACAGAGAAUACAACCCCCUGGUAUGACCCCUGGCCCAUUGGGGAAACCUAUGAAGAGAGCACAACCCCACCAGAAGAGAUUGAGUUGACAGAUGCACUGGACUACAACUACAAUUACAAGAUAGAUGAUUAUUAAGAGCAAACUACAGAUCAAAGUUUUUGUCAUUGUAUAGGUCAUUGUUGCCAUGCUUUUACACCUUGCUUUUAUUGGACUCAGUGACUAUGAAGAGAUCAGAGUAAAGAGGUGUUACAUCUAGAACUAGAGUAUUCUGGCAACACUAAAAAUUUCUUUCCACAGUUUUGAAGUAAUUACACAAAAGAUUUUUAUUCCAGAAUAUGAAAGUUGACCUCGAUAAUUAAUAACACUCAAUUUUCUGAUCACAAAUAGGUUGAAAGCAGCAUCCAAUGGCUUCCAAAGCCUUAAAGUAGUAAGAAUAAUUCUGUUCUGUAUUCCUGGUUACACAUUUACUGUAUACUACAGUAUUCUACCAAAACAUAACAUGAAAACUUCUCAUAUGACCAUCAUGCCCACUGAGGGGAAAUAAGAAUGUUUUAAUGCAAGAGAAGGGGCUGUGUUACCAUUUCUCUCACAUAAACAUUCAGUCUUUGUUUGUACAGAGCAAGUGUACAGGGAAGAUUUUCCCUUAAAGUUCCACUAGGUUCAGUGGCCUGCUCUAAAGGACAGUUUCUUUUCAAUAAAUAAAGUCUUGUUUUCCUAUUCA
Megalobrama amblycephala (Wuchang bream) is the source of this 4713-nucleotide messenger RNA. RefSeq names its product AE binding protein 1b (gene aebp1b). Gene Ontology annotation, biological process: negative regulation of transcription by RNA polymerase II; proteolysis. The transcript has 24 exons. The record is from RefSeq and is a predicted model, not a curated record. NCBI's taxonomy places the organism in Eukaryota, Metazoa, Chordata, Actinopteri, Cypriniformes, Xenocyprididae. Gene Ontology annotation, molecular function: DNA-binding transcription repressor activity, RNA polymerase II-specific; zinc ion binding; metallocarboxypeptidase activity. Bases 366 to 4127 code for a protein of 1253 amino acids.